GAUAAAAUGCCUAACCGAUCAAAUGAGAGACUUGCAAUUACCAUCGUCAAUAAAUGCACCGAUGUCAGACUCGAGAACAAUAUGAAGUUGUGGAAAUUACCUUUAGAUAAAAACACGGCCGACUUCUCAGAGGCGUCGGCCAUAGUCAAGCGAUACUCUUUAGGCAAACCGAACCCAUUCGAGUGUAACACGAGCAAAACUAUUUUACUGACGGGGGAAACUGGAUCGGGAAAAACGACGUGGAUCAAUGCCAUGGUCAAUUACGUCCUGGGAGUCGAAUGGGACGAUCCUUUUCGCUUUAUUCUCGUCGACGAAGAUGUUAGGGGAGGGUCGCAAGCCAAUAGUCAAACGCAAGGAGUCACGGCCUACGAUCUACACCAUCAAAAUGGAUUCCGCAUUCCAUUUUCCCUGACUAUUGUAGACACGCCGGGAUUUGGAGACACCGGAGGAAUUGCGCGAGACAAGGAAAUCACAUCGGCCAUCGAAAAACUCUUUAAACAUAAAAAUGGCAUCGAGGAAUUGGAUGCAGUUGGCUUCGUCGUGAAAUCGUCUGAUGCCCGUCUCACCGUUUCGCAAAAAUACAUUUUCAAUUCCGUCCUGUCCAUUUUCGGCAAAGACGUCAAAGAAAACGUCCAUUUCCUCGCCACUUUUGCCGACGGAAAACGACCGCUAGUCUUGGAUGCCAUCAAAGAGGCCAAACUUCCCUGUCAGACAGAUUCCAAAGGAUUGCCGUGCUAUCAAAAAUUCAACAACGGCGCCAUUUACGUUAAUAAUCAAGAUGAAGAAGACGAGUCUUCGCCAAUCGAAUGGAAAAACGGAAUGAAGAAUUUCAAAUCUUUUUUCAACGAGCUGUCAGAUAUGCGAACUAAAUCGCUGCAAAUGACCAUUGAAGUCUUGGAGUACAGAAAGCAGCUGGAAAUGAAACUCAGAUGGACCAAGGACGCCAUCCCGAAGCAUUUAACUAAAAUGGAGGAGUUGAAAACCAAAGAAUCCUUCAUCGAGUUGCACAAAAUGGAAGUGGACGCCAAUCAGAAUUUUGAGAUCAGAGUGCCAGUCUCCAAAAAAUUAAAGGUGCCCGUCGAGCGCCUGACAGCGAUGAACUGCGCAAGUUGCGAAACGACCUGCCACUAUCCAUGCGAUCCUAAUUUGCUAAUGGGUUGGUGCCCAGCGUUUUCUUCGGAAAAUCUGACCGGCGGAGUCUUUGGUUUUCUGGCUGAAAAAGUGGUGAAUACAUUUCGCGAGGCCGACUGCAAAGUCUGUCCCUGCAACUGCAGCAGCAAAAGUCACGAGAACGAAAAACAUCGAUGGACCUACAAAAUUGUGGAGGAGACGCAAACCCUCAAGGAUGUGCGGGAAAAGUACGAAAAGGCCAAGGGGAAAAAGAUGGACGCCGAAGAGCUGGUGAUAGCUUUGAAAAAGGAUGUCGACAUCCUGAAAAAGGACAUCGUCAAAGCCAUCGACGAUAUCAAAGUCUUGCACAACGAACUGAAAAGGAACGCGCUGCACGGCAAUCCACUCACGACUCCAGAGUACAUCCGGAUGAUGAUCGAGAACGAGAAGAACGAACGUAAAGACGGAUUCACGGUGAGAAUCAAGAGCUUGGAAGAAUUGUUGCCACUGGCCAAGAUGACGGACGACAUCGUGGGAAAUGCGGCCGGAUUCGUCAAAGAACAGUUAAAAGGUUUGAUUUAGCUAUGGACACUGGCGCAUACCGCAUCUGGCAGUCUCAUCUUUUUAAUAGUCUUGAUUCGUUUGACCACCGAAUCCAAUCUAUAUCAUUGACUUUGAACAAAUUUUUGAGACAGUUAAAGAUGAAUAAAAAGGUCGCUGAAACU
Daphnia pulex (common water flea) is the source of this 1835-nucleotide messenger RNA. RefSeq lists its product as uncharacterized. NCBI's taxonomy places the organism in Eukaryota, Metazoa, Arthropoda, Branchiopoda, Diplostraca, Daphniidae. Gene Ontology annotation, molecular function: GTP binding. The record is from RefSeq and is a predicted model, not a curated record. The coding region runs from base 7 to 1692 and encodes 561 amino acids. The transcript is spliced from 2 exons.